Messenger RNA from Ziziphus jujuba (common jujube), 1259 nucleotides. Its product is annotated as protein LIKE COV 2. The transcript has 7 exons. The record is from RefSeq and is a predicted model, not a curated record. NCBI's taxonomy places the organism in Eukaryota, Viridiplantae, Streptophyta, Magnoliopsida, Rosales, Rhamnaceae. Gene Ontology annotation, cellular component: Golgi apparatus. The coding region runs from base 201 to 977 and encodes 258 amino acids.
UAAUCUCUCUCUUGCGCACACCUAAAAAUCACUUUCAAUUCCUUUAAAAAAUAAAAAUAAAAAUCACAUCUCACCUUCUCUCUCUAUCUAUCUGAGUCUCCCUCUCUACCUCACUCUCUCACAGGGGUGAGCUUGCUUCUGGUUCGGCAACUGGAUUCUCUGCGAUUUCUCAGGGACCGAAACGCAAAAAGAGAAAAAAAAUGGCCGAAGAAAAAGAAUCCACUUCAAUUCCACUAAGUCAAGCUGAGAAUGGCACUCCGGAUCCCGAGGAUCCAGCCAAGUCUCCACCCCCUUCUCCCAAUUCCUCCACUCGUAAGGCUUGCUGUUAUGUUCUCCAGAGUUGGGUCUCAAAAAAGUUCAUGACUGGAUGUGUAGUUCUUUUCCCUGUUGCAGUUACAUUUUUUAUUACAUGGUGGUUUGUUCAGUUUGUUGAUGGUUUCUUCAGUCCAUUGUAUGAACAUCUGGGAGUUGACAUAUUUGGACUCGGGUUUAUUACAUCUUUACUUUUUGUAUUCUUCAUUGGUGUUUUUGUUUCAUCAUGGACGGGUGCCACUCUUUUCUCACUUGGAGAAUGGUUUAUUAAGAGAAUGCCCUUUGUGAAGCAUAUCUACUCAGCCUCCAAACAAAUUAGUGCUGCAAUUUCUCCAGACCAAAAUACAACAGCUUUUAAAGAGGUAGCAAUUAUCCGUCACCCACGUGUAGGUGAAUAUGCUUUUGGUUUUAUCACGUCAACUGUCACCCUUCAGAGAGAUAAUGAAGAUGAAGAGCUAUGUAGUGUAUUUGUCCCAACAAAUCAUUUAUACAUUGGUGAUAUAUUCCUUGUCAAUUCCAAAGAGAUCAUAAGACCAAAUCUUUCUAUCAGGGAAGGGAUAGAGAUCAUUGUUUCCGGUGGUAUGACAAUGCCUCAAAUAAUUUCUCCAUUAGAAAGGGUUGCCAGACAGAAUGACAGGAUUCCUUUGAACAGAAUUAUGAAUUGACUUGAAAAGGCAGGCAUUUCUGGUAAUUUUCUAGUUACUUGCUCAUUCCAUAUAUAUAAAUUAUAUGUGUAAUCGUCAAAGUGUCCCUUAAGGAUUUGAUCAUUAGAUUAGGUUGGUUGUCCACAGUAUUAGGUUUUAGCUAUUAAGCUUUCUUUGUAGUAACAGUGAUAGAAUUUUAAUAGGUUGGGGGAGAUAUUGGUUAUUGUAUUUGUAAACGUUGGUUGAUUGAAUGUUCAUUACAUAACAAAUGCUGGAGACUUUAGCAAUACUGUUUCGGUACCA